AGCCAUUGCCACAGUGACGCACUUUUCCCUUUCUAUCCUCCACAAAGCGACGCAGUCUGAUAGUUACCGCCAAGGAGCUGACGUGGGCUGUCGAUCGUUUAUUAACUCCCUUAUACACAAUGGUUAACGCAAAUCUAAUCUUCGGUGGCGUUGAGGGGGGCGGCACACACUCAUGGAUCGUGCUGAUGGACGGACGAGGGAAGAAGAUCGCCGAACUGGAGGGUCCUUCAACCAACCGCUGGUUGAUGGGUCUGAAGGAAUGUCUUGAGAGGAUCUGCAAGCUGGUGCAGGACGCCAAGGAGAUGGCUGGAGUCUCCCAGGACACCAUACUGGAGGGCUUGGGUCUAUGCUUGAGUGGGUGUGAGGAGGACGAGGCCAACCGACAGAUGGAAAAGGAAAUCCUGGAACAGUAUCCUAACUUGACAAAACAUGUUGUUGUUGCAUCAGACACACAGGGAUCUAUUGCCACGGCCUGCCAUAAUGGCGGAAUUGUGUUGAUCAGUGGGACUGGAAGUAACGCUCUUCUUCUCAACCCGGAUGGCAAGACCUUCCGCUGUGGUGGCUGGGGACACAUGUUGGGUGAUGAAGGAGGAGCUUAUUGGAUUGCUGCCCGAGCUGUUAAGAUUCUCUUUGAUGAAGAUGACAACUUAAUUGAUCCACCAUUUUGUACUGCCAAGCUGCGAAACAUUGUUUACAGCCACUUUGACCUGAAGGAUAGGUUUGGAAUGCUGCAGCAUGUUUACACAACUUUUGAAAAAGCCAAAUUUGCAAGCCUAGCUGCCAAAAUAAGUGAAGGAGCAGCUCAAGGUGAUCCCAUGUGUGGACGCAUUCUUUAUGAUGGUGGAUUUGCUCUGGGUCGUCACAUAUCUGCUCUCUCCAGAAAUAUGCACCCGGAUUUAUUUGCUGCAGAGGAUGGACUUCAGAUUGUCUGUUCUGGGUCUGUUUGGAAGUCUUGGGAAUAUCUGCGUGAAGGAUUUGUAGAUGGAGUCCAGCCACAGUUGGAAAAGGACGAGUUCAUCCCCAAGUUUAAACUUCUAAGAUUAGCGGUCGGUGCAGUGACAAGUGCUCUAGGUGCUAUCUACUUAGGUGCACUGAAGGCAGGCUAUGACAUACCUCGGGACUAUAGCAAGAAUGUUAAGCCUUUCUUCACAUACAUUCAUCCUGCACCCCAGACUGCUUCAAGUCAUCCUACAAAAAGCACAGCUAAGAUUGCCAUCACCAUUAAUCAUGAUAAUGGUCAUGCUUGCUCAAAUGGUAAAGCUACUGAGACCACAAAUGGACAAACAAAUGGUACUCAUUGUACAAGCAUUACAAAUGGAAAUAGCACAUAGAUUACAACAGUACGGCAAGCCUGAGUUAAAACAAACUUUUUUUCUUUUUUGUUCUCUUAACAACUGGCAAGACAGAUUGAGUGGGAUUUUUAAUGCUAGUGCAGAUACUGUGAGUGAACAAGCUGUAAGAUAUCAACUUUUAUAACUAAAUAGCUCUGAGCAGUUUAGAAAUGUGAAAAGGAUAUACUUUCAUCUUUUUGUGGUCAAAUUAGAGACUCUCAAUAUAUAUUUAUUUGAUUAUAUCCACUGAUACCAUUCAUCUGAGAAUGAAAUGAUUUUAUUCAAUAAUGGAUUCAGAAAAAAAAAUUGCCAAAAAGUUAAUACUUUUCUCCAAGAGUAAGAUACUGUAUUUGUGAAAUAUAAUGGGGAACUAAAAGAGCAAAAAUUUAAGGUAUCCUUUUUGUUAUGCUUUUAGUAAUUCUGUACCUAUAAAAAUAUAGGUACAGAUAUACAGUGUAUACUCUUUUAUGAAUAUUGAAGUGUUUCAUACAUUGCUAGAUGAUGAUUACCAUCUUGUUAGCUGUUAAAAAGUGUUUACUGCAGCAGUUCCUACAAAGCUCCUGAAGUUUUAUAUAUUUUUGUAUACAUGUACUAAGAACUUGAUGGUACUAUCAGGUGUAUGCAAGAUGUAUUUCUUGUAUCUUGCUAAAGUUGGCAACACUCAGGUUGAAGUUUAACAGACAAAUGUCUUGACUACAAUAUUUUUACAUUUCGCCUAACACUGAGGUGGUCUGUGAAACAUCUUUCAGAUGUGCAUUAAGUUUUAUUUAAUAAUGCAUGAAGAUCAUGUAAGAAAGCGUACAUAUUCUGUAUUUUGAGGAGCACUUUUAUUCAAGUAGUGUAAAUUAAACUAUAAAAUAAUGUAAACUUAAGUUGUGUAGGGAUUUAAACCUACAACAUGGCUGCUAUAAAUGAGAACUACAGUGCAUGAAAACCAGUUUCACUUUUAACAUGGUUUUAUUUAUUUUAUUGUUUUAAAUAUAUUUGAUAGUGUUAGGUUUUCAUAUGGGCACAUACUGCCAAAGAUUUUAUUUUUAUUUUUAUUUUGAUCAAGUAUUGUUAUUGUUUUAACAAAGAUCUGCCAAGACACUUGCCUUGAAAAUAUCAAAUAAACCCUGGCUUGUGUUUUAAGAAAAUUACCAUUUUAAGUAUUCAUGGAGAAUACCAGUUGAGGGGGGAUAAGUCAAGAGUACUUUAAAUGAUUGUUCCACCUAGUCAGUGUUCUUUUUUAUGCUUCCCCUUUUUUUUUCUUUUGAGGAAAGGGGGGAAAGGGCGGUCAUAGUGUUAUCCUUGUCCAUCCAUGUAAGAAAUGCUGUCUGUUCAAUAAUUUGAGAAAGGUUUCACAGAUUCACACAUUGCCAUGAGUAAUGUCUAGUUUCAUAUUUAUAAAAAAAAAUAAAUAAAUAAUGAAUGGACGAGGGUAAAAGUAUUUUACUUGUAAGAGAACUUUGUGGAAUACAUAGCCAAGGGUUUUCUCAAUUUUUGGACAGAUAUUGGAAAGGCAAGACUUUUUAAGCAUCAUCAUCAUAGUACCCUUAUGAUACACAAACUUAUUAGUGGUCGAGUACUGAAGUAGUUUGAAGCACUGGGUAUGUUUUGUUGUCGAGUUGGUAUGUUGGUGAUAAGCUUAAAAUAGAACAAAGACUGAUUCUUCUUCAAAAUGGCUUUCAUAAUGAUAGUGUUCAUUAAACUUUCAUCAUAUUCCACUUCACUGGAAUAUCAUGCUACUCUUGCCCUUCUUCAACUGCAAUUGUUAAUCAACUGUUGUGAAAGUUUUGAGAACUUCAUGAGUACAAUGGAGGAUUUUUAUGUACAGUAUCAGUGAUUUAUCCAGUGUUACACGUUUUGAUGGCCGAGCACCUACUUCAGACUGAAGCUGUAAUUACAAAUUUAAAAAUUUGUCAGUUGUUGAAAACCCAUAGUACUCUCACUCUUCUUAUACAUACUGAAUAUUUCCAGUCGAGACAGAUGUACUGUACAGUACUUUUGAGCCAUUAGUGAUGCUUGCCCAUCAAAACCAUAUUUUAAAUAGAAUCCUUAUUUGCAAGAAAUGAAUCAAGGUUAUGACUCAUUAAGUUUUGUGAAACCUGCAAUAAAGAAAUUUGAUGUGAUGAAUUUCUUCUCAAUAAUUAUGCAUUCAACAAAGUGACCAUUCCACUAACUGGAAUAUUUAGCAUAUGUACUGAAAGUGGAAUUUAUGUGUAACAAUGUUAAGAAAAUAGUAAUGUUAUAUUAGCGCCCAAUCUUUGGCAAUAAAAUUAUAUAUAUUUUCUCAACUUUGUUACAUAUUAAACUUCACUUUCAGUACAUUAGCUAAAUUAUUCCUGUUACCGAGUCCCUGGGAAGAAUUUCAUCACAUCAUUAAAUUUGCUGCAGGUUUUAAAAAACUUCCCGAUAUAUUUCAAUAAGCACUCGAGACCAAAAUUAUCUCCUAACGUAUAAAACUGUCAUCUAUUUAUUCAAUUCCUGGUAUCUGGCUUAAAUCCUUUAGCCAGAUGGCUUUUAUAAGACAGGAUUGCUUACUGUGGAGAAUUUUUAUAUCUGUUAAUCUUUUGAAAAUGUACUGUACCAAACACCAUUCUCAUCACUGUUGGCCUUAAAUGGGAAACAUGGUACGAAUACCUCUUGAUGUUGGUCUUGGUGCUGUGUGCUUAUUGGACAGAUAUGACUUUAAGAAGACUUUCAAGGCUACAGUCUGUUCGCUCAAACUUUGAAAAUAAGGCCUAGAGCCGAAUGUAACAAGACGUGAAAACUCAACGGAGCUUUAGUAUCUCAUUUAACUUGCCUUCAUUCUGCCGUUUUAAGGAAUACAGUUAUAACUGCAGUAUUUAGUGUGAAUAUCUGAUAAUUUCCACACUUAACAAAGUGCAAAUCCUUAUGUGAAAUGCACUGGUAACAAAUGUCAUCGAAAAAAAAAGAUAAAAAAAAUUUCAGCGACAUUCUUUGUCUCUCAACUUGUUCAUAUUCCCUUUGAUUUAUUUUUACCAGUGGGUUUCACAGGCUAAUUUUUGCUCCCCUAGGUGUGGAAAUUAAUAGAGAUCAGCUCUGAAUAGUUAUUAGUCCUUAAAACUGCAGAAUAUAGGUAAGAUAAUUGAAAUACUAAAGCUUGGUUGAGUGACCCUUUGCAUGUUUUCCUGUCAGCCAAUUGGCUGUCUGUUACAAAUGACUCUGGGCCUCAUUUACAAAGUUCUAGUGACCAGACAAUAGGAGGCAUGGUGAACCCUGAUUCAAGGCUUGUCUAAAAUAAUACAUCCCAGUAUGCAGCCUUGAAUUAUGAGUUGCUCUGUGACUGAAUAAUCACCAGUGGCAAACCUGAAUGAAAUUGUGUGUAAACCAUGACCUUAAGUAAAAUAGCACAAUUAAGGUUCUAGUUAUCAAGAAGGCUACAUAAACUAGUAUUAUCAGAGGACUGCAUGUGUUCAAUACACUUCCAUUUUCUUUGUUGUAUUUUUCAGUGUGUUGUCUGAUGAAUCAGAUCUGUUAUAUGAACUAUUUUAAAUAUACAUACAGUAUAGAUACUUA
Molecule: messenger RNA, 4853 nt
Organism: Homarus americanus (American lobster)
Lineage: Eukaryota; Metazoa; Arthropoda; Malacostraca; Decapoda; Nephropidae
Product: N-acetyl-D-glucosamine kinase-like
Exons: 9
Coding region: 120-1331 (403 amino acids)
Molecular function (GO): N-acetylglucosamine kinase activity
Source: RefSeq, a predicted model, not a curated record